Auxenochlorella protothecoides is the source of this 552-nucleotide messenger RNA. RefSeq lists its product as hypothetical. Lineage: Eukaryota; Viridiplantae; Chlorophyta; Trebouxiophyceae; Chlorellales; Chlorellaceae. The transcript is spliced from 3 exons. Gene Ontology annotation, biological process: positive regulation of proteasomal ubiquitin-dependent protein catabolic process. The coding region runs from base 1 to 552 and encodes 183 amino acids. The record is from RefSeq and is a predicted model, not a curated record. Gene Ontology annotation, cellular component: Cul4-RING E3 ubiquitin ligase complex.
AUGUCUCAGGUCGCGGGUUUCCUCGCAGAUCUGCCGAGCCGAGGCCACUUCACCCGGACCAAACCCGGCCCUACCUUCCUGUCCCCCGCCACGCCCUACAUCGCUAGCCAUGACACAGACCCGCCCGCCAGUCAGGUGAUCAAGUCGGAUCCCACCAGCAUCCUGGUCCGGGCGCUGCAGAGUCGAAAGGAGGAGGCGAAGAGGAAGCAGGGAGGGAAGGCAGCAGCUGACAAGGGCAAGCGCCAGCUGGACGACGGGCCCGACGCGCCUGGCCGGGGCGCCAAGCGGGCCCACGAGGGGGCGGAAGGCGCCGGUCCCUCCGCCUCGAGGGCGGCCGGGGGCAGCCCCCUCUUCCAACCCAGCACGGUGACACCUGUCGGGGGGCUGCCAUCGCCUUCGGAGGCCAAGUUCAGCCGCCUCGCGCUGCAGGCCUGGACGCUGCGCCAGCUCCAGACCCUGCUCAAGGCCUGGGCCCUGCCGUCCAGCGGGAAGAAGGACGACCUCGUGGCGCGCAUCCUGCGUGCGCAGGCCGCCGCUGGCGACGGCGGGUGA